UACAUUCUGCCCCCUCCGUCACCGUCCCCAACUCCGCCGUACGAAUCCAAACGCCCCUCUUCUCGGACCUCCUCCACCGGCGUCGGCGGCAGAGGCCACGUAGCCCUCGUCGGAGCGUCUCGGGCCCUUCCGUGCCCCCUACUCGUCUCAGAUUCCGGUCAGAUGGAAGGCGGCGAGGGCUCCGGAUUCGACGCGGCACACAUGAAGAGGCGGCGGAGCAGCGCGGGGAGGCGGCCGAGGCCGGAGGGCGGCGGCCCUGCCGCGGAGCAGCGGGACAACAACGCCUCCCCUCCGUCGCCGUCGGCGUCGUCCAGGACCGGCCCGAGGAAGCUGCUGGUGACUUCGGACGAGAACGCCACCGGCCCCGACGGGGGCAACCGUAGUAGGCGUGAGUUCCUGCUGAACGCUCCGUCGCCGGAGCGUGCGACCAAGGGCAGCAUCCGGCUGCGUUCCGAGGCCGCGGCCGGUGGCUCAAGGAAGAGCGAGGGUAGCGGCCAUGGUGCGCAUGCCCCUGAGGGGAACCGUGGUUCGUCGCCGGCCGGCGAGAAGCUGGGGAAGGUGAAGCUCAAGAUUCGUAACGUGUUACCGAAACCGAACCCUGAUACGUCGCCUUCGAAGCCUCCACGGCCUGUAGAUUCGCGGCACCAGCAAAAGCAUGGCCAUCUGAACGAAGGCGCAAAAGAUUCUGACAGGUCAACUUCUUCACGAGACAAGAAAGCCCGAAAGGAGAGGUCAAUUGAAGAAACAAUGGUGCAGGAGCAAGCAGGCAAAGUUCAGAGAGAACCUUCUUCAGAUCCUGUCCGGAAGAGCAGAAGGCUUGCUAAGAAAUCUGUGGACAAUGAAUUUGAUGAGGACUAUGAUACAAGCAAUCUUGGAACUCCUGAAGAUUGGGAUGGUACUCGUGAGCCUAAGAGCAAAGGAAAUAACUCUAAGAAGAGUGCCUCGAAGAAAGGGAAAAAUAGGAGCAAGGUGUAUGGGGCUGAUAAUGAUUUUGUUACUUCCCGGUCUGGCAAGAAAAGAUCUAGAGAAUCAGCUGAUGAUGAUAAUACUGAAGAAGAACCAACCUCAGACAGUGAGCCUGACGUCGAAGACACCGAACAAAAAACAGCGAUUGAGUCACCUGUCAAUGUUAGAAGUGAACCUCUCACAACACGUCGCCGUGCCCUUCAAUCAUGGAUGGAUGGCAGCAGCAGCAGUACUGUUGAGUUCCCUGAUGGUCUACCUCCAGCUCCUUCAAGAAGCAAGAAGGACAAGCUUUCUGAAGAGGAAAUGCUUGCAAAGAAAGCUGAAGCUGCUCAGCGACGCAGGAUGCAAGUGGAAAAGGCCACUAAAGAAAGUGAGGCGGAAGCUAUAAGGAAAAUAUUGGGCAUGGACUCUGACAAGAAGAAAGAAGAGAGGAAGCAAAAGGAGCGAGAAGAGAAGGAGCGAGCUACCAGAGCACAAAACAUUGCAGCAAACUCGGUCCGCUGGGUCAUGGGGCCCACCGGAACCGUUAUUUCAUUUCCACAUGCAGUAGGCCUCCCCAGCAUCUUCAACUCCAAGCCUCACAGCUACCCUCCUCCUCGGGAGAAAUGUGCUGGGCCAUCGUGCACGAAUGACUACAAGUACAGGCACUCCAAGCUGAACCUCCCCCUCUGCAGCCUCAAAUGCUACAAGGCCGUCCAAGGAAAUGCUUGAUAGGAUUCCGGAAACAUGAUGGUGUGAGUUUGUGUCGUUGUCAUUGGCAUCUACGGCUGGAAAUAAGGCAUGAUGGUUCACCAUGAUGAUGUGCAUUUGCACUUUGAGUUCUAAAGGAUGCAAUAAGGGUCUGCCUGCAAAUGUAUAGAAAUGGAUAUCUACAUGUAGAUUUGUGGGUAGAGAUGUAGAAGAUCUUUUUACUGAAUCCGUGAUUAGAGAUACCGGAUGUUAUUGUUAUCCCACAAUGCGUGUUCUGUUCUUAGUUCUUUUGAAAAAAUAAGGAUGGUUUGUUGUA
Molecule: messenger RNA, 1972 nt
Organism: Sorghum bicolor (sorghum)
Lineage: Eukaryota; Viridiplantae; Streptophyta; Magnoliopsida; Poales; Poaceae
Product: eukaryotic translation initiation factor 5B
Exons: 7
Coding region: 163-1677 (504 amino acids)
Biological process (GO): chromatin remodeling
Cellular component (GO): Ino80 complex
Source: RefSeq, a predicted model, not a curated record